Molecule: messenger RNA, 1032 nt
Organism: Cladophialophora immunda
Lineage: Eukaryota; Fungi; Ascomycota; Eurotiomycetes; Chaetothyriales; Herpotrichiellaceae
Exons: 5
Coding region: 1-879 (292 amino acids)
Molecular function (GO): oxidoreductase activity
Source: RefSeq, a predicted model, not a curated record
AUGCCGAAAACAUCAGAUAAAUCUACGGAAAAGGCGCAGGGCAGACUUGAUGUCCUCAAAUCUCAUCUGUCUGGUGUGAAAGCUCCUGUAGGACGGUUGACCAAAUUAUCUCGGUCACUUCAGGGCAAAAAAGCAAUCGUGACCGGAGCAGCUUCUGGGAUGGGAAAGGAGACUGCCAAAUUACUAGCCGAUGAAGGGGUACAAGUUGCUGUCCUCGAUUUGGACGGAGGAAAAGUGCAAGCCGUUGUUGAUGAAAUCAACGCAGUGCAUCCUGGCCGUGCUCAAGGCUGGAUUUGCGAUGUAGCCAAUCGCAGCAGGAUCAAGCAAGUCUGCAAGGAGAUCAUCGAAGCAUUCGGCGGUCUUGACAUCCUGAUCAACAACGCUGGCAUCUCCGUUGGUGGAGGCGCGUUCGACGAAGAUGCAUCAUUCGAGCCUCGCUGGGACAAGACUGUCGACAUCAACCUCACGGCUCAUGUAAUCUUUAUUCGAGCGUGCGUGCCUGCUUUGUUGAAGAGUGACGCCGCGCGCAUCGUCAAUAUCGCGAGCACAGAACAUUUUGUCACCGGACCAGGAAACGUUGCGUACAGCGCGACCAAAUCUGCCGUCACUGGCUUAACUCGAUCUUUUGCCGUCGAGCUCGGCAAAUACCAAAACAUCACGGUGAAUACAAUCUGUCCAGGUCCGAUCAUUACUGGCAUGACUGCUCGAAUUCCACCUGAACUCAAGGAGGCCUAUGCCAAGCGCAGAGUGCCGUUGCGACGCUAUGCUGAUCCCGAAGAAGUGGCGCAAAUGACCGUCAACAUUUGCCUACCUGCCUCGUCAUACCUACACGGUGCAACAAUACCAGUGGAUGGAGGCAUGACCAUUCGACAUACGUAAUAUAGGAGGCCGAGUUGGCGAGAGAUAUCACUACUCCUAACCCCUAAAUACCGUCCGAGAUUCCACCUCCUGCCGCAUAAGUAGAAUGAAGGGCGACGAUCUGCCUCCCUCUCCGUCUCCCAGAAGCCACGUAUAACGAGGGAGUCAAGAUCA